Aspergillus melleus is the source of this 1382-nucleotide messenger RNA. Its product is annotated as M20 family metallopeptidase. The transcript has a single exon. The record is from RefSeq and is a predicted model, not a curated record. Lineage: Eukaryota; Fungi; Ascomycota; Eurotiomycetes; Eurotiales; Aspergillaceae. The coding region runs from base 33 to 1382 and encodes 449 amino acids. Gene Ontology annotation, molecular function: hydrolase activity.
CUACGGAUCUGAUAACGACAACCCUAACCGCGAUGAAAUCACCUCACCUAGUACUCAGCCUGGGCGCCCUCACAACGGCGUUAUCAAUUCCAUCUCCGCUACAACAGCUUCUCAGUGGAAAUGGCUUCACCACUCUUCAAAAGAACCUUGACAUCCAGAAGCCGUCGUCGAACAAUCUGACCCAUAUCAUUGACUCGUCCCCCCUUCUCUCUUUCCAUCGCGAUAUCACCAAAAUCGAAUCUAUCAGUGGCAAUGAGAAGAAAGUAGGCUCCUUCAUUAUCGACUUCCUCUCCUCGCACAACUUCACCGUCGAGAAACAAAUCGUCGAACCACAGUAUGACACCACACCCGAGCGCUUCAACAUCUACGCCUACAUCGGAGAGGACCGACACCCCGAUAUCAUCCUAACCAGCCACAUCGACACAGUGCCGCCGUUCAUCCCCUACUCCCUCCACGCACCGACCAACUCAGAGUCAAGCCCAGACUCGGCAUCAUUCGUGCGGGAAGACCUCCUCAUCGCCGGCCGCGGCUCCGUCGACGCCAAAGCCAGCGUCGCGGCCAUUGUCUUCGCCGCGCUCGAAACCCUCGCUGAGAAGCCUUCCACCUCACUCGGUCUUCUCCUGGACGUCGGCGAAGAGAACAGCGGCGCUGGCAUGAAAGCGUUCUCAGGUUCUGAUCUCAACCCCUCCCCAUCCUCCUUCCAUACUAUCAUCUUCGGCGAACCGACCAAUCUCUCUCUUAUAGCGGGCCACAAAGGCGCGCUGGGAUUUCGACUUGUCGCGACCGGUAAAGCCGCACACUCGGGGUACCCGUGGCUCGGGAAGAGCGCGAUAUCAGCCAUUCUGCCUGUCUUGUCGCACCUGGAUACCCUGCAGGCCACGCCAUCCGAGGAAGGUGGGCUCUUGCGCAGUGACAUCCUCGGCAACUCAACCCUGAACAUCGGAACGGUGAUCGGCGGAGUCGCGAACAAUGUUGUCCCUGCGUCCGCCGAGGCAGGUAUCGCGAUCCGUCUGGCAGCUGGGACGCCGGACGACACGAGACAGAUUAUCCAGAAGGCCGUGGAAGAUGUUACGGGUGGAGACGGAAGUGUCUACGCGGACUUUGAAACUUAUAAGGGGGGUUUUGCACCACAGCAUCUCGAUGCCGAUGUCGAUGGGUUUGAGGUGAUUACGGUGAAUUAUGGUACGGAUGUGCCUGCGCUGGAGGUGCAUGAGCGAGAGGGUGGGGGACGAGUGAAGAGGUAUCUGUAUGGGCCUGGGAGCUUCUAUGUGCCGCAUAGUAGCCGUGAGGCAAUUACUGUAGGCGAGAUUGAGAAAGCGGUCAAGGGCUAUAAGAAGUUGAUCGAGGUUGCGGCCGAGAGGCAUCAAAGUGGGUUGGAAUGA